This is a messenger RNA of Abrus precatorius (Indian licorice), 1217 nucleotides long. Its product is annotated as guanine nucleotide-binding protein subunit gamma 2-like. Lineage: Eukaryota; Viridiplantae; Streptophyta; Magnoliopsida; Fabales; Fabaceae. Gene Ontology annotation, biological process: G protein-coupled receptor signaling pathway. The transcript is spliced from 4 exons. The coding region runs from base 353 to 619 and encodes 88 amino acids. The record is from RefSeq and is a predicted model, not a curated record.
UUGUGAAAUGGGGUGACCGAGAGUCAUAUGAAUUGGGAAGAAAACAAAAGAAAAAUAAGGGAAGAGAAGAGGAACAACUUCGCAGCAGUGUCUUCUUAAUGGUUAGUACUGAGAAGAGUUUAAAGGCAUGAAAAAGACAGCAAGAGAGAAAAAAGGCUCGCUUUUUCAUGCUUAUACUUCCAUGAGUCCGCACACAAAGAAAUAACGCUUUUUUCAUUUAUAGUAUAAACAAAGCACUCUCAGAGUCUGUGAUGGCUAUUUUUGUUGCAUAGUGUUUCAGAUCUGUGUCGUAUAAAGCAGAAGUGAGGUGGGUGAGGGUAGUAUUUUGCUGGAUGAGUGCUAGUUAAUCCUUAUGGCGUCUGAAACGGCGUCGUCUGCGGAUGAAGAAACCGUUGUUGUUUCAGUUGCAGUUGCAGGAACAGGAGCCACUGAUAAAAGGGGCAAGCACCGGAUUCUAGCCGAAUUGAAGCGUCUUGACCAAGACUCCAAGUUUCUUCAGGAAGAAUUGGAGGAGCUUGAGAAAGCAGAAAAUGUGUCAACCAUAUGCAUGGAUGCAGCUUGCUACAAAACAUGGAAAGUAAGCCUGAUCCACUGCUCCCAGAAGUACAUGGACCUGUAAAUGUCUUAUGGGAUAGAUGGUUUGAAGGGCCUCAGGAUCCGCAAGCAUGUAGAUGUUGGAUACUUUGAUUUGAAGCCGUGUGUUAAUUGCCUUGCGUGGCAAAUAGGAUGCACAUGUUACUGCAUAAAAGUGACUCCGGAGCUGAAGAAUAUGUUUCAUGACAUUUUACACCCCGCUCACUAAUUCUUUGAUGGAUCCUUGCUUUUAUUACAUUAGAUUCUGAUCUGACUACUGUUUGUGUAAUCACAUUCAUUUACUGCAUUCAAUUGGAAAGUAUCAUUGUUUGUGCUUAUACCAGUGUGCAUGUAAUGCAAAGCAUACCUGAAGGAUUAUAAAGAUUUUCUGGCAGGCCUCGUAGCGGUUGGGAAAGCAAAGAACGCUCAUAACUCCUCAUUUCACAAUUAAAUUUGCUACUAUAUAUUUGUAAUCAUGUUGCUUCUAAGUCUUCUUAAGUUCUAGUGUUCUAUGUUGGGCCCAAAAAAAAUCAAUGGGCCUACUACUUAGCAGCCUUUUAACCAAAAAGUGAGGACUGAGGACGUUCAACAGAAAUUGUCUGUUUGGACCCAAAAAAGGAAACAAAAGUUGUCUGUUAUGGUGC